UCGGGAAGCCGCCGCAUGGCGCGGGCGGGGAUCGCCGGCCCGGGGCCCGGGGGGCAGCGGGGUGCGGCCCUGGGACGCGCGCCUUGGCGUUGGGCCCUGGCGGUGCUCUGGCUGACGGCGGCCCCCACUUGGUCCCCGGCCUCGGGAGACCGCGCCCGGCGCCAGUGGCCGGUGCCUUACAAACGCUUUUCCUUCCGUCCAGAACCAGAUCCUUAUUGCCAAGCUAAAUAUACUUUCUGUCCAACCGGCUCUUCUAUCCCAGCUAUGAAGGGUGACGAUGUCAUUGAAGUCUUUCGAUUACAAGCACCAGUGUGGGAAUUUAAAUAUGGAGACCUCCUGGGUCACAUGAAAAUCAUGCAUGAUGCUGUCGGAUUCAGGAGUACUUUAACUGGCAAAAACUACACAAUGGAAUGGUACGAGCUUUUCCAACUGGGAAACUGCACAUUUCCCCAUCUCAGACCUGAAAUGAGUGCCCCCUUCUGGUGUAAUCAAGGAGCUGCCUGCUUUUUUGAAGGAAUUGAUGAUCUUCACUGGAAGGAAAAUGGGACACUGGUUCUGGUAGCAACCAUGUCAGGAAACAUGUUUAACAAAAUGGCAAAGUGGGUAAAACAGGACAAUGAGACAGGUAUUUACUAUGAGACGUGGACUGUCCAAGCCAGCCCAGAAAAAGGGGCGGAGAUAUGGUUUGAAUCCUACGACUGUUCCAAAUUUGUGUUAAGGACAUAUAGCAAGUUGGCUGAACUUGGAGCAGAGUUCAAGAAGAUAGAAACCAACUAUACAAGAAUAUUUCUUUACAGUGGAGAACCUACUUAUUUGGGAAAUGAAACAACUAUUUUUGGACCAGUAGGAAACAAGACUCUUGCUUUAGCCAUAAAAAGAUUUUAUUAUCCCUUCAAACCACAUUUAUCAACUAAAGAAUUUCUAUUAAGUCUUUUGCAAAUUUUUAAUGCAGUGAUUAUGCACAGACAGUUCUAUUUAUUUUAUAAUUUUGAAUAUUGGUUUUUACCAAUGAAAUUCCCUUUUAUUAAAAUAACAUAUGAAGAAAUCCCUCUACCUAACAGAAACAGAACGCUCUUUGGUAUAUAAAACCUGAUUCCAUCUUUUUUGAUUCUGUCUCCAACCACCAGCAUCUUGAUUUUCCAGGGAGUGACUGUCCAUUUGUGGAUUUCUUAGGCCAUCGUUCCUUGGGGUGCAAAGGUAACGUGCACAGCAGUAGACUUGCUGCAUGUUAACAUCUCAGGACUUGGAACAAAUGUCGGAAAUCUCACUGAUUGUAUUGGCCAAAGUGAGCAGGUUCGGCGAUGAUGAUUUCCAUCUCUGAGACUAUGAUAAUGUGGAGAAUUAUGGUUCACAUUAGAUAUAUAGGAUCUUUGGAGCCAGUAUUUGUAAACUGCGGAUAUGGUGUACCAACAAAUAAAAAAUAUGCUCGUUGACAGUUUCAUGGUGGGAGCUACUUUUUCUGGUAGAGUAGUUAAACUGUUUCAAGUAUAUUUGGGUAGUUUAGACUGACUUUAUAUCUUUUAUAGCUUUUGGAACUGGGUCUAGUAGUCUGAUUGAGCUCCAUUCACUUAACCUUAAAGACUUAACUUGGACACCAUAGCUGGAGUAGUUUUGCUUCUAAGCUGUAAAUACAGUAUUACAGAGAACAAAUCUGAGGGUUUGAUUUCUCACCAGCCUUUUGAAACUAGCCAGUAACUGGCAUUUUGUGAUUUAACUAGCUUAACAUCACUGAACCUUCAUUUCCUUAUCUCUAAAAUGAUUCCUCUCUCAGGACUGCUGUAAAGAUUAAUGUAUGUUUGACAUUGUAAGGUCUCAAUAAAUGGUAGCCACAAUGAUUAAUCACAGAACACAUCGUCAUCCUUGAUCUUGCUUAAUGUAGUUUAAGUGCCAGCCUCUUAUUAUUAUUAUGGUUUCAUAAUAAUCACCUAGACUUUGAACUGAUAGCAUCGUGCUUCAUUGGCUCUUCAAACAUUUGUGGUACGAAAAUAAUCUGGCUGCAGACUUGUCUGGGGAAAGGGGUACCCCACUGCCUUUGUAGUUUGCCAUCCUCCUGUUAAAGCUGUCAGCUCAGUGGAAAGGGUGAACUUCCAGAGAAAGGACGUUUUUUUUUUUCAAGUAGCUGCGCUUCCAUUGUGGCCAUCAAACAAGCUUUCAAGGCCUUCUAAGUAUUUAAUGAUCAAUUGAGCACAUUCUUUCUAUUCAUGGAAAAACCACCAGUCAGUAAGAUGAUGGAACAGACAUCAGAGAAAACAAUACGUGCUUAAUAUGUAACUGUUCCAACUGUAUUAGUUUCAGCUAACAUAUGAGUGCUUCCUGUGAAGUUCGUACAUUUUCAUUGUAUUAUCAUUAAAAGCCUGAAUAGAUUUUACCUGAUCUAAAUGAGUAAAUUGAGGUCUAGAAAGGUUAAGUGGCUUUUCCAAGGCCACCCAGCUGGUAGUAAUGGAAUCAUAUUCAGUUUUUCUGACUGAAUCGGGUGGAUACAUUACGCGAGUUUUCCCAUGCUACUCAAAGUGUGGUCACAAACCAGUGCCAGUUCACCAAGUGUUACUGGUCUGUGACAGACAUAAAUACAGAAAUUGGGAGUACAAUUUGACAGUAGUUUUGCCUCUUCAAUCUAAUUUUAAAAAAAGGAACUUGUAUUUUGAAUGUCUUCAUUUCUCUAAGAAUUCAAUUUUUGUCUUUUUUCAAAAAUUUAGGCCCACAAUAGAUUAAAAACCCAGUCCUUUACCACAGAUAGCUUGAGAAGCCCUGCACUGUACCUUUCAGAGGUAAUGUCUUCCUCAGAUACAGAGAACUUACUUUCACUGCCUCACAUUUAGCAUGUCUCCUAAUGUUAAUAGUACCUAAAUAUGCCUAGUUAAUUUUGCCUCUAACCUGCCAGCCAUCCUCAGAGUGAAUCAAACAAAACCCAUUGCCAUCGAGUCGAUGCCAACUCACAGCAACCAUAUAUAACAGGGUAGAACUGCCCCAUAGGGUUUCCAAGGAGCUGCUGGUGGAUUUGAACUACCAGCCUUUUGGUUAACAGCCUGAACUCUUAACUACCAUGCCAUGAGAGCUCAGUCCUCAGAAUAAAUCAGAAGAAAAACUUAGAUCUCUGCAUUACCGCCAUCUAGUGGUUAAAAUCGGGUAAUGCCAACUUCCACAGGAUUCUCAGCAAAAUUGCACUGGCUGGGUAAAUAGUAUUUCCGAUCUCCAGAACUGCAAAGUGACAAGCAAAGGCUCUUGUGCCAGGGUGCUUAGCUGCCAAUCACAAAACUUAGUCCCAUAAGACUAAAUGAGCAUAGCUGCACAUGGAACCUGAAUUUAAAAACAAGAUCCUAAUAUGUUAAAGAGGUGUUGGAGAUUUCUCAUUAUUCCUAAUACUAAUGUACUCUGAAAGUACCAUAGGCUCCGCUGAUCGUAGCAUAGCAUUCAGACAAGUGAGUGCUUUUUAUGAAUUGAUCAAACCUGUCAACUGUACUUAAGAGGGAGGGCUUUCGAGUAGAGAGGAUUCAAGAACAAGUUUCAAAACGGUAGUUGAAAAACUAAAAACACGGCCAGGUAGAAAUCUGCCUGUUAAAUUUUGCUGCCCUUUGAACUACUGUAUAACAAGUGUGAUUUUUAUUUUGCUAUAGUUAUAAAUGUAUAAAGUUCCCUUAACUUUCUAAAAUUAAACUUUGAAAUUUGAAUUACAUUAGGACUUUAGAAUAACUAUAUUCUCAUUAAUUCUGGCUCAGUAUCGGGUGAGUAUGCCCGUAAAGUGCCUUCUCACAUAUUGUUGCGGGUACAGGAAAGCAGUCAAGGUGAAAAUAAGUUUAAAAUUUUUGGAACCCAGUAUCGGCUCCUUAAAAAUCAGAAGACAUCACGAGCCUUAGGAAGUUUUACAGUCCACUGUGGUGGCUAAUGAAUUCUCAGUGACUGUAGUUCCUUUAAGAAGAUGCCUUUAUUUUUUUUUAAUGAAUUGUCAGCAUAUUAUAUACAAAGAGCAACGUUCCACAACUGCACAUAUGCUGUUCCGUGUUCACAGCCAGCGGUAACUGGGGCCAGUUUGUCUCUAGCAUCUUCCUCAUAUUUUCCUUUUACUGUCAAGUCAGUUAAAAAAAACUUCCCUUUAUACAUCCUCUCUCCCUUAUUUAAAACGGCUAGGUUACUCAUCAUUUACCUUUUUACUGGUCUGAAAGCUUUGUGUUCUUUUGAAGUUGGGUGUCAACAAUGAGGUGGGAUUGUCCUUGCUCCUCGUAGCCCUACAACCAGCCCCACAAGUAAACUGGGGAUGGAGUUUGUACAAAGAGCCUUCCAGGCAGAGAUUACCUAUUUUUUUUUUUUUUCUUAAAAGACCUAGUUUAGGUCUCAGCCUUCUUCACACCAAUUCCUCUAUCCUGAGCUUUCCCGUAAACACUAAAAAUUCUUCUGGAAUGUAGUAAAUUGAUUUAAUCUUAAAACAAGCAAUUUUUUUAUGGAUAAUAUUUUAAUGUAAACCGAUUACCAUAAUAAAAUGAAGUUAAAUUUUUGGAAGCAGUUAAAUUAGAUGAAAAUAGUUUCACUAAUUUACAAAUUCUUCUGAUAUACAGAUUUACAUAAUUUCUCCCUAAAAAGGCUAGCUAGGCUCCAGGACCCUUCAAGGUUGAUAAUUCUAUGUCUAAAUAAUUCUUAUUCUGAAUGCAGAAAGAACCUACUCCACUGAUUUUAACAAUUUUCAUAAUAAAAUUUAAAAAAUUUAUUUUAUGGUAAAUUUUUAAUUUCAUAUCACUUUAGGCAUCAGAGAUUAUUUCAAAAACAGAUAUUUGACUAAUUUCAUAUCUUCAAAAACACCAGUCUACCAUAUACAUUCUUUAAUUAAACAUUUUCCAUGGAUCUAAAAGAAAAACCAUAAAUUUGUAAGCUUAACUAAUUUUAAAGUCAAACAAGUAUAUAUGUUUGGGUAGCUUUUAAAAAUUGUAAUACAACAGCGUUAGUAACUAUCUUUAUUCUCAAAUUGAUAAAGGCAUUUAACAGAUACUUUGCAGUAUAAACAAAUUAAGUACUAUACAUUUGCCUUAUAAAGUGACUUAAAAGUAUUCCAAACAUUAUACAAUUCAAUUUGUACAAAAAGUAACUGUCCAAAUAAAGCUUUGGUAGUAGAACUGAUUUAAGUACUGACAAAUCCUUUUUCCAAAGUUGUUCAAGAAAAAAAAAAAAAAUCUUAUCCACUAAUAAAAAAAAAAAUCUUAUCCA
This is a messenger RNA of Loxodonta africana (African savanna elephant), 5193 nucleotides long. RefSeq names its product CLN5 intracellular trafficking protein (gene CLN5). The record is from RefSeq and is a predicted model, not a curated record. Gene Ontology annotation, cellular component: lysosome; lysosomal membrane. Bases 16 to 1086 code for a protein of 356 amino acids. The transcript has 4 exons. Lineage: Eukaryota; Metazoa; Chordata; Mammalia; Proboscidea; Elephantidae. Gene Ontology annotation, biological process: lysosome organization. Gene Ontology annotation, molecular function: hydrolase activity, acting on glycosyl bonds.